This is a messenger RNA of Manis javanica (Malayan pangolin), 4545 nucleotides long. It is a transcript of the gene SLC1A4, whose product is annotated as solute carrier family 1 member 4. Gene Ontology annotation, molecular function: L-aspartate transmembrane transporter activity; L-alanine transmembrane transporter activity; L-serine transmembrane transporter activity. Lineage: Eukaryota; Metazoa; Chordata; Mammalia; Pholidota; Manidae. Gene Ontology annotation, cellular component: plasma membrane. Gene Ontology annotation, biological process: L-serine transport; L-glutamate transmembrane transport. The record is from RefSeq and is a predicted model, not a curated record.
UCCCAGCUCUGGCAGUUCUUCGCAUCCGCGUCCUCCCUCGCGGCUCGCGCGUUGCAUCAUCCGCAGCCCGGCCGUAGUGGGAAGGCUGGGCGCGGCGCUAUCCCCUCAGGCCCGGACUCCUGCUGGUCGCUCGCGCCUCUGCUGGCCGGCUCCGCACCUGAUUCCUGCUCCCAGCCCGGGAGCCCCCCAGCGGGCCGGCUCCCAGAACCCGCGGGGUAUAGCUGGCAGUCCUCGCCCCUCUGCGUGAUCCGUUCACUGAGAGCCCUGUCUUUCCCCCGAGCCCAAGUUCCCCGCUUCCUCCAGCUGGGAGCCGCAGACAGCGCCAUGGAGAAGAGCAGCGAGACCGAUGGCUACCUAGACAGCGUCCAAACGGGGCCUGCAGCGGGGCCUGGCGCGUCUGGGACGGCUGCGGGACGCGCGCGACGUUGCACCGGCUUCUUGCGGCGACACGCGCUAGUGCUGCUCACGGUGUCUGGGGUGCUGGCCGGCGCCGGCCUGGGCGCGGCGCUGCGCAGGCUCGGGCUAAGCCGCACGCAGGUCACCUACUUGGCCUUUCCGGGCGACAUGCUGCUCCGCAUGCUGCGCAUGAUCAUCCUGCCGCUGGUGGUCUGCAGCCUGGUGUCGGGCGCCGCCUCCCUCGAUGCCAGCUCUCUUGGGCGCCUGGGCGGCAUCGCCAUUGCCUACUUCGGCCUCACCACGCUAGGCGCCUCCGCGCUUGCCGUCGCUUUGGCGUUCAUCAUCAAGCCUGGGUCUGGCGCACAGACCCUUCGGUCCAGCGACCUGGGGCUGGAGGAUUUGGGGUCCACUCCGGUUCCCAAAGAGACAGUGGACUCUUUCCUCGACCUGGCCAGAAACCUGUUUCCCUCCAAUCUUGUGGUUGCGGCUUUCCGUACGUAUGCAACUGAUUAUAAAGAGUUGACCCACAACACAAGCUCUGGAAAUGUAACCCAUGAAAAGAUCCCCAUUGGCACUGAGAUCGAAGGGAUGAACAUUUUAGGAUUGGUCCUUUUUGCCCUGGUGCUAGGAGUGGCCCUAAAGAAACUUGGCUCUGAAGGAGAAGAACUCAUCCGUUUCUUCAAUUCCUUCAAUGAAGCGACAAUGGUGCUGGUAUCCUGGAUUAUGUGGUAUGUGCCCGUGGGCAUCAUGUUCCUGGUUGGGAGCAAGAUUGUGGAAAUGAAGGACAUCAUUGGGCUCGUGACCAGCCUUGGGAAAUAUAUCUUCACGUCUAUAUUGGGCCAUUUUAUUCAUGGAGGAAUUGUUCUGCCACUUACUUAUUUUGCUUUCACACGAAAAAACCCAUUCAGGUUCCUUGUGGGCCUCCUCACACCAUUUGCAACAGCAUUUGCCACCUGCUCCAGCUCAGCGACCCUUCCCUCUAUGAUUAAGUGCAUUGAAGAAAACAAUGGUGUAGACAAGAGGAUCAGCAGGUUCAUUCUCCCCAUUGGGGCCACUGUGAACAUGGACGGAGCAGCCAUCUUCCAGUGCGUGGCUGCAGUGUUCAUUGCCCAGCUCAACAACAUCGAGCUGAGAGCAGGACAGAUUUUCACGAUUCUAGUGACAGCCACGGCGUCCAGUGUUGGGGCAGCAGGUGUACCAGCUGGAGGAGUCCUCACCAUCGCCAUUAUCCUGGAGGCCAUUGGGCUGCCCACGCGGGACCUCUCUCUAAUCCUGGCUGUGGACUGGAUUGUGGACCGCACCACCACGGUGGUGAACGUGGAAGGGGAUGCCCUGGGUGCGGGCAUCCUCCACUACCUGAAUCAGAAGGCGGUGAAGAAGGGGGAGCAGGAGCUGAGCGAGGUGAAAGUGGAAGCCGUCCCCAACUCCAAGUCGGAGGAGGAGACCUCACCGCUGGUGACACACCAGAACCCUGCUGGCCCUGUGGCCAGCGCCCCAGAAAUGGAAUCCAAGGAAUCAGUCCUGUGAAGGUGCUGGACUUCGGGCUCACCUGCCAGCUGUGGUGUACCACCCUGUCAGUCACCACUGGACCCUGGGUGCCACUCUCAGCCUCCCAAGCAGCGCUUUGGCCCAGUCACGGGUGUGAGGGGUACUUUUCGGCACAGGCGUCAGGUUUCCCAGUGGGAACUGGUUACCAAGGACCAGAACACUGACAUUUGGCUUGAUCCACAACCAGGUGCAACAACUGUGUGUGCACUGGGCUCUGUUUGGAGACAUACCCUCGAGCUGCCAGGCUCAGGGGAGUGACGGGCUCACAGAGACCUAGUGGCUAAAGCUCGGAAAAUAAAUGCAGAUGUUCUCGCUGCACCCUGUCCACUCUGCACUGGGUGCCUUCUGGGCAACCUGGGGGUUUUGCCAUCAUCUGUCACCUCGCCUCACCAGGCGCAAUAAUUGGAAGAAUUCCAAAAUUCUUUGCCUUGGCUAGAAUUUGCUGACAGGGCUCACGAGGGGUGCAGAGGUUGUGCGGCAGCUAGGGGUGGCCAGCUUCUGAAUCUGGUUGUUGUGAGUUGGGGGUGCGGCACAUGGUCGAGUCAGAAAUACUCCAGAGGCUGUUGGCACUGCUGAGGUCCCUGGUCAGUGGCAUUAGGGAGACAAUUUGAGUUCUGAGGUCCAAGAAAGGAAGGGAAGUGCAGUCUGCAAGGGGUGGGGAAGUACCCUAAUCAAGACAGGAUGCACACAUAUACUUUUGUCCCCAUUCCCAUCCCAGUCCUGGGGAGAUUUUCUGCUUCCAUGACCUGGGCCUCUGAUAACUCUGUAGCUUUAUCCCCAUCCAUUCAGAUUUGGCAACCGGCCAGAGAAGGGCCUCUUCCUCCAGGGAGGUGAGAUGUGGCCAUGUUAUUCAGGACCCUUGUUAGGUUACUAGUCUAUUAUUUUAAUUCAACAAACUCUCCCUAAAAUGCUGCACUUAAGAAAAAUAAUUUUUUUAAUUAAAAAUCAUGAACCCACCAAUUGGGUUCCCAUGUCCCCAAAUCCCCUGGCUUCUACUAAUUUCCUUGGACUUGGUUCCCUUUCCUGCCAGUACAUCAAAGUUUAAAAUUACAAGCCAAAUGUCCACGUUCCUCCAGAUACCUGCUGACUUGGUCUGCAUUCAGGUGAGGGGGCUUUAUAAAGAAGACCCAUGUUGCCAGUGACUGGGCAGACCUAACGGCACACCACUGCUGUGGCUAUUGGCAUGUGUCUGUGGUGCGACAUGGAGCAAGUCCUGCAGCCUCGCUUUACCACAUUUGUAAAAUGGGGCUGAUGUCACCUGCCUCUCACCUAUCCCAGAGGGAUGUGGCCAGGUGAACUGAGUGAAUCCGUGAAAACAACCAUUUCACUCCUUGGAUACCAAGUGCUAACACCCCUACACUCUUUUUAUUUUUCACUAAAUGAUACCUUUCUGGUGAAGACAGCUUUUUAUGAGCAGGGCUUUGUUCUCUGUAUGAUUAGCAACUUUCAUCUCGCCACCUGUUCUCUUUGUAGUUAUUGGAUAGCUCAGAUGCAGCCUCUUGCCAAUGUCCUUCAAGUGCUCCUAGAUUCAUUACCUGCCUUGCACCACAUUUCCGGGCUCCUGACUUCCCUGUGACUCCCAGACCCAGGCACCAUUUCUGCUGCCCCACAGCAGGCCAUUAUUAACACUCCCAAAGUUUCGGCCUCCUUCAUUCCCUUGUUUUCUCUGUUGCUGUGUAUGCUGUUGCUGUCACCCAGGCCUUGUCACAGGAGAGGAACAUGCCAUUACAAUGUGUGUCACAUGGUGAUGUGAUGAGAACGGCAGACAGGACAGACACAGUCAAGCUCUAACACUUUAAAAUUCAGAGUGUGAGCUUAAGCAGGAUGGCGGGGAUGAGCCAUGGGGUGCAGAGCUGAACUACCAGUGGGAAGGCCCAGUUCUUCCAACUCAAAUCAGCUAAGCCACCUGCAUUUCCUACGCAGCCAGGAGUGACCUGGAACUGUGCCGAGAGGUGCCUGGAAACCUUUCUCCUCUGCCUAGAGCUUGUUACUGGUAUGGUACCCUUUGUUUUUAAAGGGGAAACAGUCACACUGUUUGAUUCCAAACUGCACAUGAAGAGUUGUUAUAUUCCAGGCUUAAGAAGAUCUUUCCUUCUUCCACAUAUAUAUGCAUUUAUAUGUAUGUGUGGUGUAUUAUUUCAGCUCCAGUGCAAGCAAGUUUGAGCUGGACAGAGGCUAGCUGAUUGCAGGUUGUGUGGCUUUCGUACCCUGAUUCUCCUGUUUCUAAAGGUGAAUUCAUAAAACAUGGAAAUUAGAGCUGGACAGUAAGAGCCAGUGACCUCGCAUCCUCUGACCUGACAUGCAGUGAGGAGAGUGCUGCAGCCUGGAGAAUGGUGCAACUGUGUAAAAUCCUGAUGUGAUUACCCCACCUCUGCCCAGGGAGGGAGGAGGUGCCAUUUUUCUUGUUUUUUAGUCCACAAGAGGAAUCAGACCGGAAGUGACCCAGCUGGAGAAACUCCCACUGUCUCAUUGUCUGUAGAUGCCUCCCCCACUAUUGUCUCCUAACAUGUAAAUACUGUUCGUCUCUGUUUUCUGUGUGUGACAUUUGCCUUAAAACAUAGCAGUCCUCAAAAAUGAAUACACUAUUUCUAUUAGGAUCUG